ACUUCCAAACAAGUAGCGCUUUUUAUUAUUGCGUCGCUACUUAACUAUGUAAAUAAGUUCAACUUCGUUUCCUAAUUUAUCAUGGAUUCUCAAUGGGAAGGUUCUAUUCCUGAUCAUCCUUAUCUUCCCAGUAUUUCCAAACCUGUUUAUAUAUUGGGAUGUAAAUAUGAUUCUAUAGAUGAUAGGGAGGAAAUUGCUAAUCACUUGAAGUCUCGAUUAUGGAUGACAUACCGAAAGGGUUUUUCACCAAUCGGUAAUCGGAAUGGUCCUAAAUCCGAUGCUGGAUGGGGCUGUAUGCAUCGCUGUGGACAAAUGAUUCUUGCUGAAGCCAUGUUAAGAGUUCAUCUUGGACGAUCCUUAACAGGUGUAUCAGUCGGUAAACCGAUUGGAAGUUGGUUUGGUCCGAAUACUGUUGCACAAGUACUCAAAAAACUAUCUGUUUAUGACCGUUGGACAAAUUUAUUCAUUCAUAUUUCUGUAGAAGAUGGAAUUAUUAUUGAUGAAAUUAAAUCUUUAUGCUGUCAACCUCGACCUUAUUUUAAUUUCACUAAUAAUUCUGAUGAAAAUGACAAAUUAACAGAAGAACAUCAUGCUACUGUGGAGAGUGUAAAUGAUGCUGCAGAAGAAUCGGACUCAUCAACAUCAUCUUAUAGUUGUCCAUUCUCUCAAGCUGUGAUUGAUUCAACUCAAAAACUGUGAUUGAAAUGAAGCUCUUCA
This is a messenger RNA of Schistosoma turkestanicum, 717 nucleotides long. NCBI's taxonomy places the organism in Eukaryota, Metazoa, Platyhelminthes, Trematoda, Strigeidida, Schistosomatidae. The record is from the annotation of a GenBank genome assembly.